This is a messenger RNA of Acanthosepion pharaonis, 2955 nucleotides long. The record is from the annotation of a GenBank genome assembly. Lineage: Eukaryota; Metazoa; Mollusca; Cephalopoda; Sepiida; Sepiidae.
AUGUACUUUAUUUCUUUUUCUUUCUUUCUUUCUCUAUCUUUUUUUUCUUUCUUUAAAAAUUAUUUCUUACAUUCAUUUUUUCUUUCUUUAACUACUUUUUUGUUUUUCCUUUCGUUUUUUUUUAUUUCUCUCUUUCCUUUUCUUUCAUUCUCAAAAUCAUUCUUUACCUGUUCUUGUAUUAUCUGCUUAUCUUUCUUUCAAGAAAUAUAUUUUUCAUUCUUUCUUUUUUUCUUUCUUUCAAGAAACAUAUUUUUUCUUUCUUUCAAGAAACAUAUUUUUUCUUUCUUUUAUUCUUUUGCGAAAUAUAUUAUUCUUUCUUUUACGAAAUAUAUUUUCUUUCUUCAUUUUCUUUAUUUUUUAUUUCUUUCAAUCUUUCAUAAAGCAUAUUUUUCUUUCUUUCUUUAUUUAUUUAUUUAUUUUACCAAAUAUAAUUUUCUUUCUUUCACGAAAUAUAUUUUUCUUUCUUUCACGAAAUAUAUUUUCUUUCUUUGUUUGUUUCUUUCAAGAAACAAAAUUUUUCUUUCUUUCAAGAAACAUAUUUUUUCUUUCUUUUAUUGUUUUGCGAAAUAUAUUAUUCUUUCUUUCACAAAAUAUAUUUUCUUUCUUCAUUUUCUUUCUUUUUUAUUUCUUUCAAUCUUUCAUAAAGCAUAUUUUUCUUUCUUUCUUCUUUUCUUUCUUUCUUUCUUUCAUUCUUUUACGAAAUAUUUUCUUUCUUUUUUCUUUCUUUCUUUCAAGAAACAUAUUUUUUCUUUCUUUUAUUCUUUUGCGAAAUAUAUUAUUCUUUCUUUCACGAAAUAUACUUUAUUUCUUCAUUUUCUUUCUUUUUUAUUUCUUUCAAUCUUUCAUGAAGCAUAUUUUCUUUUUUCUUUUUUUUUUUUCUUUCUUUUACCAAAUAUAAUUUUCUUUCUUUCACGAAAUAUGUUUUUCUUUCUUUCACGAAAUAUAUUUUCUUUCUUUGUUUCUUUCUUUCAAGAAACAAAAUUUUUCUUUCUUUCAAGAAACAUAUUUUUUCUUUCUUUUAUUCAUAUUUUUCUUUCUUUCUUCUUUUCUUUCUUUCAUUCUUUUACGAAAUAUUUUCUUUCUUUUUUCUUUCUUUCUUUCAAGAAACAUAUUUUUUCUUUCUUUUAUUCUUUUGCGAAAUAUAUUAUUUUUUCUUUCACGAAAUAUACUUUAUUUCUUCAAUUUCUUUCUUUUUUAUUUCUUUCAAUCUUUCAUGAAGCAUAUUUUUUCUUUCUUUCUUUCUUUCUUUCUUUCUUUCUUUUGCCAAAUAUAAUUUUCUUUCUUUCACGAAAUAUGUUUUCCUUUCUUUCACGAAAUAUAUUUUCUUUCUUUGUUUCUUUCUUUCAAGAAACAAAAUUUUUCUUUCUUUCAAGAAACAUAUUUUUUCUUUCUUUUAUUCUUUUGCGAAAUAUAUUAUUCUUUCUUUCACGAAAUAUAUUUUAUUUCUUUAUUUUCUUUCUUUUUUAUUUCUUUCAAUCUUUCAUAAAGCAUAUUUUUCUUUCUUUCUUCUUUUCUUUCUUUCUUUCUUUCAUUCUUUUACGAAAUAUGUUUUCUUUCUUUCACGAAAUAUAUUUUUCUUUUUCUUUCGCGAAAUAUAAUAUUUUUUCUUUCUUUUAUUCUUUUGCGAAAUAUAUUAUUCUUUCUUUUACGAAAUAUACUUUAUUUCUUCAUUUUCUUUCUUUUUUAUUUCUUUCAAUCUUUCAUGAAGCAUAUUUUUCUUUCUUUCUUUCUUUCUUUCUUUCUUUCUUUCUUUAUUUCUUUCUUUUACCAAAUAUAAUUUUCUUUCUUUCACGAAAUAUGUUUUUCUUUCUUUCACGAAAUAUAUUUUCUUUCUUUGUUUCUUUCUUUCAAGAAACAAAAUUUUUCUCUCUUUCAAGAAACAUAUUUUUUCUUUCUUUUAUUCUUUUGCGAAAUAUAUUAUUCUUUCUUUCACGAAAUAAAUUUUAUUUCUUCAUUUUCUUUCUUUUUUAUUUCUUUCAAUCUUUCAUAAAGCAUAUUUUUCUUUCUUUCUUCUUUUCUUUCUUUCUUUCUUUCAUUCUUUUACGAAAUAUGUUUUCUUUCUUUCACGAAAUAUAUUUUUCUUUUUCUUUCGCGAAAUAUAGUUUCUUUCUUUGUUUGUUUCUUUCAAGAAACAAAAUUUUUCUUACUUUCAAGAAACAUAUUUUUUCUUUCUUUUAUUCUUUUGCGAAAUAUAUUAUUCUUUCUUUCAGGCAAUAUAUUUUCUUUCUUCAUUUUCUUUAUUUUUUAUUUCUUUCAAUCUUUCAUGAAGCAUAUUUUUCUUUCUUUCUUUCUUUCUUUCUUUCUUUCUUUCUUUCUUUCUUUCUUUCUUUUACCAAAUAUAAUUUUCUUUCUUUCACGAAAUAUGUUUUUCUUUCUUUCACGAAAUAUAUUUUCUUUCUUUGUUUCUUUCUUUCAAGAAACAAAAUUUUUCUUUCUUUCAAGAAACAUAUUUUUUCUUUCUUUUAUUCUUUUGCGAAAUAUAUUAUUCUUUCUUUCACGAAAUAUAUUUUCUUUCUUCAUUUUCUUUAUUUUUUAUUUCUUUCAAUCUUUCAUAAAGCAUAUUUUUCUUUCUUUCUUCUUUUCUUUCUUUCUUUCUUUCAUUCUUUUACGAAAUAUUUUCUUUCUUUUUUCUUUCUUUCUUUCAAGAAACAUAUUUUUUCUUUCUUUCAUUCUUUUGCGAAUUAUAUUAUUCUUUCUUUCAGGCAAUAUAUUUUCUUUCUUCAGUUUCUUUAUUUUUUAUUUCUUUCAAUCUUUCAUAAACAUAUUUUUUCUUUCUUUCUUCUUUUCUUUCUUUUACGAAAUAAAUUUUUCUUUUUCUUUCACGAAAUAUAUAUUUUCUUUUUCUUUCACGAAAUAUAUUUUCUUUCUUUCUUUUUUUUAAUUACUUUCUUUUUACGUAAAUGGCUGUCGUCGUUUUUUCUUCUCUUGAAACCCGAGUCAAUUUUACGAGAUUAA